Messenger RNA from Apis cerana (Asiatic honeybee), 10205 nucleotides. RefSeq lists its product as uncharacterized. NCBI's taxonomy places the organism in Eukaryota, Metazoa, Arthropoda, Insecta, Hymenoptera, Apidae. The record is from RefSeq and is a predicted model, not a curated record.
AAAAAAAGAGACCAUUAUUGAAUCGUUGGAUCCGUGGUCGUCCAUGUGGCGCAUAGCCCUGUGACACGGCUACUCGUUCAUUUUUUUGCCAGCUCUUUUUACCACCGGUGAUUCGAUUAUUCAAGAGGGAGGAAUGUAAAAAAAGAAAAAAGAAAAAAAGAAAAAAAAAAUGUGAAAGAGAAGCUGACCGUGAUACGAACGCACGUGUGCUCGAGAAAAUACGUAUACCACUUGUUCAUUUUCAUCGGGAUAAUUUGCACCGGAAUCUCCUUCGCUAUCGAGCCCGUCGAACAAAGAGCGAUUCAUUUCCGAAUCUAGACUCACACCGACGAGUGCCAUUUUACUUUCCGAUGCACGGGAAUUUUACAAAGGGAUUUUUCCUUCUUUCCUUUCCUUUUCUUUUUUUUUUUUUUUUUUCUCCACUGUUGCAAAAGCAACGAUACGAUUACCAGCUAUGCCCGCUGUAACAACCAUAAAUAACAGGAAUAGAUCGCGAAUAGGAUGGGAAAGCGAGCACCGGCAGAAGCAGGCGCGGACCGCCAAUUGAAAUGCAUCAUGCGAUUCGAAAUUAUUGGUCUACGUCUCACAAAGUUCCUCGCGUAAUAUCAUUAAUUUGGAACGGCGAAUACGAAUGGACGCAACUUCAUUAUCAUUAUCAAUACCGCACCGAAAUCGCGUGACAAAUGUGCAACCGCAAACCGGAACGCCCUAGCGUACGCUUGGAACGCCAUUGGCCAGCCGCUCUAAUUUAUCCUUUAAAUUAUUCACCGUCUCUCCCGGGCUAUCCCGUCGAUUUUUGAUCGGCAAAGGAAGAAAGUAUUCCGCGGAACAGGUGCGCUGCAAUUAGACACGUGCCGUGGGCGCGACGUGGGGGAGGGGAUUAAAUUGCGAGGAAAAACGGGAGAGCGGAAGGCAAAUCGUGGCCGACGGGAGUAAUUUCGCUGGAAAGUGAAAAGGAUGAGCGUGCGUGGUCAAACGCGAUGCGCGCGUGAAUGUUUAUGCCCCACGAUGAGUCCAGCUCUCGUUUCUAUAAAUUAUUCGCAUUCGCAUGGGCGGAAUGGUAAUUUUCUAGCCCGCCAGCGUGGAAUGGAUUAUCAUACAAGUGCGCUGCACUUGUUGAACCCUUGUUUAUGAUCACUUCCUCGAAACGAGUCGCGCAAAACGUUGAAAACGUUGUUAACGCAAAAACGAAGGAAGGUCGCGCCUCGUGCAUUUCCCGAACGAACAAAUGGAAAUGUCACGAAGGUUGAUGAGUGGAAGAAAAUGAGGAAAAAUGGUACACUUCGCAACGGGGAAGAAGAGAGGGAUCGUAACCUCGUUCUCGAAAUAAAGGUGCGUAAAGUUUCGGUGUGAAAAGGGUGGAGAGAAAAGCAUCGCUCGAGUUCCCCUGAGUACUUUUCGAAAAAAAUAUCUUCUUUGUGUUUCGCGUAGGUGCGAGCGUCUCUCGCGAGAUUCUGCGCGUCAUUUCCCGUAGAAUGGGAGGAAACUCGUACUAAGAGAAGACUCGUACCAGUUCGGACUUGUCCGUGAGGCUAAACUAAUUUGCCGCGUGAGGGUAGUCGGUGGGUUCGAGGUGGGUUGAAGUGGGGUGACACAGGGUCGAGGCAGAUGGAAAGUUCAGAGGGGAUGAAGGGAGAGUCAUCUGAUUCCGCGUAGUGGGAGAACCGAAUUCCGAGUGACCAGUAAAAAUACCACCCCACGCCCUCCCCUUUCCCGCUUUCCUUCACUUUCUCUUUCCGCUUCGGUUUCUUUCCUCCUCUUCCUUUUCAUCUCCCUUCUCUUUCGGAUCCUCUACCCUCACCAGAUCCUACCUCAGGGGUAUAGGAAGGACUGUGAACUGGGGUAAAAGACUGCUCGUGCUGAGUCGCGAGGAGGACGGUGAUAGCUUAGAGACGCGUGGCCAUGUUUGUGUCCAUGGGUACAUACGCGAACGUGUGGGUGAGCGGCUUUUUUAACGCACGUGUGUGCAGGUGCGUAAGUCUGAGAGAGGAGGAAGUGCCUUAACGAAGAAAGACUUUCUCAGUGACGGAUACCCUUCCUCCCGAUACCCCUUUCCUAUUCCUGGGAUUUUAAUUUUUUUUUACUCGAUCGAUCAAAAUCGUAAAGAGAUUUUCAAAUGAUUCAAGUGUCGCGUUGAAUCGAUGAAAUACCGUUUCGUACGAAUAUAUAAAUCCAGUUCUAAUAUUAACUUUGUAUGAAUUUCGUUGCGUGAAUAAAUUAUACGGACAUAUACGGGUAAUAAAUAAAAAUGAAACGGUGAAACGUUUGAUAUUAUCUAAAUUUUCUCGAGGUAAAGAAGUUGAGAAGAAAAACGUAAGGAACCAACGGAGUUUAGGAAGACGUCGCCCCUGACUUUGAAAGAGGGUGGCAGGGAGUAAGGGGUGAGUUCGCUGGGGGGACUAGAAGCUAGGGUAUGGGGACGGUAGCGGGGAUGGGGGGUUGAAUCAGCGCGGGGGUGUAUGGGGGAAUUAGUAGAUGGCCGUGGACAAUGUGGGGGAUACUUUCUCAUAUCAAGUAUGGCCGCCAUCGUGGCACGAUGGCCAAAACAAUAGUAAGUAGAGAGACCCGUAGGCAAUCGUCGAUUUCUUACGAUUCUUCUUCGCUAACUUCUUCGUUAUUUUUUCCCCCCCUCCCUCCAAUUUUGAGAAAAUUUUUUAAUUUCGGAUUCCGAUCUUGCGACAACGAGGCAUCAUUUUAGAUGUUUCCUAUUGUUUUUCUCGUGUUUCAGUGCGCAGUGAAUAAAGUGAUGUUAUCGUCGUUAUCGUCGCCGUUAUCAGUCGCGAGCUCGUGCCUCAUUUAAUAAAAAAAAAAGAAUUCAUCAUCGAUUAUAAUCAACAAAUGGAUAACAACAAGGAGGAACCAGCCAAUCGUCAACAUUUUCAAUUUUUUCACGUGGGCAAAUUGAUGCUACUGAUUACGAGCGACGAGUAAUCGAUAGAGGUGAUAGAAGAUCGGUGGUGUCACGCGUCGACCACGGCUGAGACGUCCUCGACGAUGGCGCACGAGACGACGAUAUCGGAUUUGACGGAAUUGGACAGCGACGGGUCGAGUUGCGGAGAACGCGACGCCAGGAAACGUCUUCGUUUCGACGUGGAUCCAACGGGGCCGAAGAAGAGGCGAAAACAAACGACGCCCGUGAGAUUCUCGUCGACGCUGAUGCCCGGCGUGCACGAGGAAUCGAACGAGGACGAGGACGAGGACGAGGAGGGCAGCGAAGGUAAGCUGUCGUCGCAAUCACCCAUACCGAGUCAAUCCUCGAUAAGGGACGAGAACCUGAAUAACGAAUUCCGUUGCCAAUACUGUAGCCAGUUUUUCGAUAGAAAGGAAACGUUGAACGUUCACCUGGACAAUGAGCACGGUUCCGCGAAUAGGAUAUCGGGACAACAAUGUAGUAGAUCUCCCCCUAGCCAAGCGAUCAAGCAAGAACCGUCUCACCAACUGGACCAAUCCGAGAACCCCGUUAAUUUGCUUAGCGUAAAGAAUUUCGCGAUAAAUUGGCUGGCCACCGGGCAACACGUGCAAUCGCACGCGCAAAUGCAGACGCAGAACGAGGAAUCGUGGCCCAUCGCCGGGCCCCCAUCCGGCCAAAUACCGCUGCCCAAUCACCUCCAACUCCUCACCGGUUUCCCCGGCGCCUUGGCGCAGUAUCUGCCCGUGCCCGCUUUCCCCAUCCCGGAUUCCGGUUCGAUCGCGAGAGGUGGCGGUCUAGGACCAACGCCGGUGAGGAUCUUCAAUCCGGACGCGUACUGUGAUCUGUGCAACAAAGAAUUCUGCAACAAGUAUUUCCUCAAGACGCACAAGGCGAACAAACACGGCAUCUACGCGGAUUCACCUGGGCCGAGCAACGUGGACAACGGCGGCGGUGGCAAUCCGGGACCCGUGUUCCCCGCCGCCGUCAACUUGCCGAGUAGCGUGGUCAAAUUGGAGCUCGCCGCGACGCCGCCCGCGCCGACGGUGGCCUGCGAUCUUUGCCAGAAGCGGUUCAAGAACGAGGAGUCGGUUCGUAAACACAAACAGAAGAUGCACACCGAGUUGUCGGAUCAAUCGCAGGAGGCGCAGAUCGGUUUGUUGCAGAACGAGGAGGCCUCGAGAGACAGUAUGGGCGGUAUGGAAGCGUUGUUGAAGCAAGAGUACGGGAUCGAGCAGGAGGAUGCGACGUUCGUGCCGGCGCCCAGACACCUAUCCCCUCAAUCGAUUCAACAAGCGCGCGACUCCGGGUUUAGCGCCGAUCGGCUUCGUCGUUUGGGGGUCAUAAAUCCGGACGCAUUCUGCGAGAUAUGCUGUAAGGAGUACUGCAACAAGUAUUUCCUGCGAACGCAUAAAAUGAAGAGGCACGGCAUCAUCGUGCAGGAUAGCGAAAGAUCGCCCAAUAAUCCGGCGAUGCCGCCAAGUUGGCAUCAAGUGCAGACCAGCCCGUUAAAUUUAAUCAUGGCGGAGAAUAACGGGGGCGGUAGCGCGGAAUCGAACGAGCGUGGCGGCGACGAUUACGAGUGCAAAACCUGUGGGAUACGUUUCCAAACGAUCGGCCUGUAUCGAGCGCAUUCCCGGAAAAUGCACGAAGGGGAGAUGCAGGAGUCGCCCGGGCGGCAAGAGUGCGAGCUGGAUACGGCCAACAGCGAUCAACGGAACGAUUCCAUCUCGGAGGAUCUUCAAAAAUUGCAGACCAUGCUUCUGCAACUGAACGGGCUCAAGUCUGGCAAAGGGUUGUCGUGCAACGUGUGCGGAAAAGAAUGCGAGUCUAGAGCGGGUUUGCAUAUUCAUACGAUAACGGAACACGCCGUUAUUGGCGAAGAUUCGACGUCCUCGCCGCAAGAGAAGUCGCCCUUAACCGCGACGUCCGCGUUUCCCACCCUAUGCGGCAAAGAGUACGCGAGCCAGGACGGGCUGAGAAAACACGUAGCCGAGGAGCAUCAACCGGCGAUCUCGAGUGCCGUCCCGCAGAUUGUCGCGACAACCUCGGCGACGAGCGUUACGAAUUCGACGAGUCAGCCACCGGCCGAGAGAAAAGUGACCUCGAUGACGCCUACGUCGAGCUACUGCGAGAUAUGCAACAAGGAGUUGUGCAACAAGUAUUUUAUGAAGACGCACAUGCAGAGGAUGCACGGUAUCGAGAUCGAGAAUGGGGCCCAGAUAGGAGGCGUGAUAUGCAACAUUUGUAACAAAGAGCUGUGCAGCAAGUACUUUUUACGCGUUCACAAGCACAACACGCAUGGCAUAGUCGAUGAGAACACGGCGAGCACGGUGAAACAGGAGAGCCACGAAACGGCGAACGCGGACGACGGUGCUUUGAAACCGGAACAACUCGGUGAUUUGACCCACAGAUAUUUCACUCAUUUUACAGAGGUUUGCCCGAUCUGCAGCAGAAGGUUCCGUAGCAUAAAGUGGCUGAAGGCUCAUCUGAUGGGCGAUCACGGGAAGACAGGUAUCGAGAAGUGGCGCGAGAUGGAGCAACAGUAUCAAACGAGUGUCCCCAAGUCGGGGAGCAGAGCGGUGAACAUGACGUCGAAGGCCGGUCAACCGGGCUCCAACUUGAAGAUACCAAACGGGUUCGAGAUCUCGCAGCAAAUCAAGUCCGCCGUCGAUUACCCGGGUUUGGGUAAUCAAGUGUUGUCCAAUCUCCUGGGAUCAUCCUCCGAGGAUCAACAAUCGAAGAGUUACCGUUGCUCCUAUUGCAAUUUCACGACCACCGUACUACCGUUCCUCUUCCUUCACGAGAGAUCUCACGCGAGCGCGCGGGACAACGCGGAGGCAGAGAAAUCGCUUCGAUGCCCGAUCUGUUCUCAACCGUUUCACCAGCCUGAGAUGUUGCAUCAACAUCUACUCGCGUCCCACCAAUUCCCUACGUUGCUCCCCCAUUUCCAACCCCCCCUCUUCAAUAAUUUAAGUCUCGACACGGAGAAACUGACGAACGAGAGCAAAGAGAGAUUCGAUUUGGAGGCGAAGGAGGAUCGAGCGGGAAACAGCCCGCAGAUGGUUGUUAAUCAAAACAUUCCCGACCCGACGAGGAGCAAGCGGCAGGACGACACAACGGUCCAAGUCACUCCUCAGGGUGUGUACAAGUGCGCGCAGUGCGGAUACGCGACGACCAAUUUGAACAGGAUAAAGAGGCACGUGAGGAAGGAUCACAAAACGAUCGGCGAUCCUACGGACAGCGUGCUCGCCGAGCUGAGCCGAACUUUGAAGGACGUCGCGAACAGGCACAAGGUGCCGGCUUGUUACGCGAUGCCCCAGGAUUCAAUGAAUUCGAUCGCUGAGAAGACGAUCAUGCAACCGUUUCUGAUCGAGGAACGGGACGCGAUGCAGGCCGGCGAAGAAUCGGGCUCGGAGAAACGAUUCGCCCCGGCUUUGGUCUAUUUGCCCGUUAAAUCGCGAAUUAACAACGCGCUCACCGCAUCCUUCACCCUAAGCCCAGCUUGAAACUCUUCCUUCUUCGUAUUUACAUUUACACGAUAUCUUCGAUACCACUCGUUUCUACGUCUGCGAUUUGAGCACGUGUUAUUAGUUCCUAUGUAAAGUGUAAGGAAAUAGUUAGGGAAAGUUUAUAUAUUUUUCAUAUACGUGGCUCGUCGAGGAUUUCAUUCAUUUUAAUACAUAUAUAUAUAUAUAUAUAUAUGUAAACAAUUCACUGUUCGAAUAUUUCCUGGAUAUUUACAUCAAACGAUCCUUUCAUUUUCUUCGCGGUGAAGAAAAUUAAUAUACGUUUUCUUUCGCUUGUUCGAUGAUUGAUCUUUUUUUAAAAAAAAACUACGUAUAUUGCAGACACAUAUAUAUAUAUUUUGGAUCCCGUUUUGAGAUACAGAAUGAUAAAACGAAUCCCGCGUUUGAAAGCCACGUUGUUAUAUACUGUUCCAAUUCGGGAACGUUUUCUAUUGUACAUAUAGUAUGAUAAUCGUAUAACCGACACCGAAACCGGGUGAUCAAAAAAGUUCCUAUUUUAAACGCGACCGAUCUUCGAGGAAAACUUAAUCGACGUCUAAUCAUCAUUUAAGAGCAACGAUCUCCUUUGUUUCGUUUCAUUCUCGUAAUCCCGUAAUUUUUCUUUUUUGCUCAAGUCCAGGAAUUACGAGCGAAGUAACAAGAUAUAAACGAAAGAAUACGCGACGCCACCUCGAUGUUCGAGAAUCGUCGAUACCGCUUAAUCGUAUCGUUAUAUCGAUGGUUUUCGUUUCUCGCGAUCAUACUAGUCAAUAUUUUAUAUACAUAUAAAAAUAUAUAUAUAUACAUAUACGUAUAGUCAAAGUUGAGAGAGGUUGGGGAGAAGAUUUAUAGAAGUAUUUAUAAAUAGACGAGUUAAGGUAACGACGAACAAAAGAAUAUGACUAUAAAGCAAAAGAAGAAAAAAGAAAAAAAAAAGAUGAAAACGACGAAAGAAGCGUAAUUACUGUAACUUAGAGGCGAGCAUGAUUAAAUCUACGGUUACGAUAUUUAGAUAUCGAGGAGCAUAUGAAAGCCAAUCAACUCAGGGUCGACACAGUAUAACCCGUAACAAAAAGUACAAUCGUAUACACAGCCAACGCAUUGCAUAUAGAAUUAAAAUAAAUAUAUCGAUAUAAUAUUUCGCAAGCCGCGGAUAUCAAAUAUACGCCAAUCGGUCUCUUCCCGUUUCUUUUUUUCGGAAGGGAUGUAACGACCACCACGAGUACUCGACUGUACGAUACAAUACCCAUUUCUUUAAAUCUACUAAAUUAAAAUUGUAACGCCUCUCUGAUUAUUAUCUAUCUAAACAGUAAGGUUUUACAUAGUCUAGUCGUUUACAAAGAAAUAGCGAAACGACGUCGUCCAAAACGACAUCGAAAAGUUCGUAAAGUUCCUCUCUGAAAUAAAUAAACGUUCGAAACAUCGUGCCUUGCAGCUGAAGAAACUGAGAAUCAAAAUUUCGUUAUCGCCGUAUAUAUCUACGAAUCGGAUAGAAAUUGGACGCGAUCCGAGUGUCCACGUGAUGUCAUUUAUUUCUGUUGCCCCUAUAUACCGCAGAAAACAAUUCGUACCACGAUAAUCCUCUCGAUCUCGUAAUGGCAAACUCCUCUCUCUUCUUUUUCUUUUUCGCCCGUGUAAUCGUAAAAUCGCUUAUCAACCGUGAUCGACCUCACCGGUUAUAACGCUCCUCGAUUUCGAUUCUAUAUUAUUCCAAUUUUUUUCUCACCUAAAAAAAAAAGGCGAUCAUCAAGAUAUAAAAAUCCAAUACAUACAGAGAAUUCAAAAACCAAGGAAAUAAAGAGAGCAGAAGAAUGCAAAAGUUGAAACGAUUUCUAUUUUUAACCGAAUUUUCAAUUUUUCCACGGUUAACGGUCACCGAGCAUUCGAUCGAAACAUUGUAAAAGACAGCUGGUUUUACAGCGUGACCAGUGGAUAGCCAGGCGUGCAGCCGUUCCGAACUUAACUCGCCGCCCAAAACGCGUUCUUUGCACCGGUGGGGUCCCAUCGAUGAACAAACAGGCGCGUUACGUUUCCGCCCUCGAUGCACGCCCACGCAAUGUUAACCUUGGAUUAUGAAAUAAUAAAGCGGCUCGUUUCGACAACUUCCUUCUGUUUAUUUAACGAGCGUAACCCGCGCACGCAAAUUCGUAGUGGCGUUUUGAAACGGGUCACCUUAUCGAUCGUGACGACACGAAACGAGCAUCCGUCGAGUAUCGAUGCGAACAAAAGGUAGUAUGGACGCGAUCCAAUGAACGAUCAUCGGGCCGGCCACGAUCGGGAUUUAUAGCGUAUCGGAAGCAAAAACGACGGGUCUCUCUCUCUCUGUGCCCGGCCGACCUUUGUCUCGCUCGCUUACCCAUAAAAAUUUCCCCGGGACAGCUGAAAUUCGAGAACCGCGUCAUUUAAUAGGAUACGUCCGGGUUUUCGGAAAAUUCGUCGUCCGAAUUAGUAUGCGCGCACGCGUGCAUUAACAUAUUUUAGGGGAGGAAUCGGCCAUUACGAAUCUAUUGAGAGAGAGAGAAAGGAGAGGAGAGGAGGAAAUGAGAUGGAGAGGCGGCGGUCAGGGAAGGAGAGGAAAAAAGAAGGAGAGAAAUUUUCGAUCGGGGAGAAGGGAAUUUUUAGCGGGCAUUGUCGAGACGGCGACGUUUGGGCAAACGGUCCCACAUCUGGUCCCCUCGUACGAAGGUCGGUGAGAGGAAAAAGGUCGCGACCUUGGCCGGGAUUUUCCCGAAAAAGUCCGAGAGAAAGGAGGCGAGGCGAGGGGGCAGAGGGUGGAGAGCGCGUAUCCCCGUCCUGUCCAUUUUUCUCGCCCCACGGACGAACAACGGUGACAUGCAAAACGCGUGCGUCCAUGUAAAUCGGUACCCUCUUAAUUGCAUCCCAUGGAAGUAUGCGUAUUGUGCGCUUAAUGGCCCGUGCGCGGCAACGAGGGUCGUAGAUUUUAAUUAUUGUAACGACUCGCAGUCGAUAAUAAAUCGAGCAACGCCGGGGGCGUCAUGGUUUUUCGCUGGUCGCAAUUUAUUUCGCCGCACGUACGAAUGACUCCAAGUGCAACAAAAUAGAAUAUCGCAUGAUCCCCGCACAAAGCGUUCUUCUUUCCUCCUCGAUUUUCGUUUUCAAUAGCGUUUCACGGGCAUUCACGGAUCGUUGUCGAAAACGAAAUGAAAAUCAUGACGAUCCUAGCAAAUCGUCGGGGAUCAUCUAAUUUCACUGCAAGCGGUGCGUUUCCCGAAACGAGUAUUGCCUUGACUAACGUAAUUGAGCGCAAAAUCAAAUUUUACCCGUUUAAAUCAAAAUGAUAGAAACAUGGAAAAAAAAGUAUAUUUAACAUAUGUAUAUAUAAUAUAUAAUAUAUAAUAUGAUAUAUAUAUAUUAUUAAUUAUAUAUACACAAAAAUUAAUUACGUCAUAGGCUAAGCGCGUUUCGUAUUUAAAGAUGAAAAAAGAUGAUAUAAAUAUAAAUAUAAAUAAUAUAUAUAUAUAUAUAUAUAUAUAUACAUACAUGAUCUGUAUUAUAUUAUUAUUAUUAAUAUGAGAGUACGUGUUUGAUAAGCGUGUCAUUUCAUGUAAAGUGUUCCGCGCAUCUAGGGAAAUUAUUUUAGUCCAUCUAGUCUUUUUCUACAGAAUUUACAAAAAUUCCAAAAACUAUUCUAGUCAUAUGACGCAGUCGAAGAAUCAUAUAUAUAUAUAUGUGUGUAUGUGUGUGUGUGUAUAUGUAUAUAUAUAUAUACACACACAUGAUAUGACUAACCUCGAAUGGUUUAUUGAUAUACAAGAUCGAUCGUAUAU